UGAAGUUUCUUCUUUCUGUGUCCAUACUUAAGCUAAGAUAGCAUUUUGCAAAAAUUCUUAGAAUCUUGCAGUCAAUAUGUUUAAGCUUUUUAGGGUACUCCGAUUGUUUAUCCUUCUGUGUGUUUGCAUGCCCACUAGUAUCAUACUAGGUGGAAAUGAGACCGAUCACUUAGCCAUGCUUUCAAUGAAGGCUCAAAUAACUCGUGAUCCAAUGCUAGUCACAAGCUCAUGGAACGAUUCUCUCCAUUUUUGCCAGUGGGAAGGUGUUUCAUGUGGUCGUCGCCAUCAAAGGGUCAUUAGCUUGAAUUUAGCGUCGCGCAAUUUAGAAGGUUCUAUAUCUCCUUCCAUUGGAAACCUUAGUUUCCUCAGAAUCGUUAAUCUCUCAAACAAUAGCUUCCAAGGUGAAAUUCCUUGUGAAAUGGGAAGGUUAUUUAGGCUGCAAGUUCUAGACUUGAACAGUAACUUGUUUGGAGGACAAAUUCCAGCAAGCCUCUCAAACUGCAGUAACUUGAGGGUCCUUCGUUUGAGCAACAACAAGUUGAUUGGAAAUCUUCCUAAAGAUGCUUUCACUCAAUUAGUGCAACUUCAUAUGAGCUCCAACAAUUUGUUAGGAUCAAUACCGCCUUCUUUUGGGAACCUUUCCACUCUCAAACUUUUCUUAGCACAAAAGAAUUUGUUGGAGGGAAGUAUUCCAGACUCACUUGGUAGCUUGAAAAGCUUAACAUAUGUUUCAUUAUCGGCAAAUAAGCUAACAGGUACCAUUCCUCCAUCUAUCUAUAAUAUCUCAUCAUUGACUGCUCUCGAGGCACCAAAUAAUCUACUUGAAGGGAGUCUUCCUCAAAAUUUAGGCCUCACUUUGCCAAAUAUCAAAAGGCUUAAUCUUUGGGGAAACCAACUAAGUGGAUCGAUUCCGGUUUCAAUAUCAAAUGCUUCAAAACUAGAACACCUUGACUUAUCGCUGAACAAUUUUUCCCCUGGAGUGGCUGUUAAUUUUGGAAACCUAAUGAAUUUCUCGUGGUUGAGUUUAUUUACGGCAGGUUUGGGAACUGGGGAUGCUAAUGACCUUGAUUUCGUUUCCACUUUAGCCAACUGUAGCAAAUUGAGUGUGAUAGAAUUACAAGAAAAUAAUUUUGGAGGUGUUUUGUCAAAUUCCUUAGCCAACUUCUCAACCAAACUCCAAUAUUUAACUGUGGCAAAAAACAAGAUAUUUGGAAGCAUACCAGAAGAUAUUGGAAAUCUUGUAAGCUUAAAUGCUCUAGAUAUGCACUACAAUCAAUUGACAGGAAGCAUUCCAAACUCUAUCGGUAAACUUGAUAAGCUUCAACAGUUGGGCUUUGGUAAAAACAAAUUGUCCGGAGAAAUCCCUUCCUCCAUUGCAAAUUUAACAUUGUUGACCAAGCUUUGGUUAGAAGAAAAUCAUUUUCGGGGAAACAUACCUUCAAGUCUUGGAAAUUUCUUGGGUUUGAUAGAGCUGCAUCUUAAUGGUAAUAAUUUGUCUGGUAGCAUACCGCGAGAAGUAAUUGGUCUCUCAUCUUUGUCUAUAUCUUUGGACUUGUCUGGAAACCGUCUAACUGGUCCCAUUCCUUUGGAAGUCGGUAACUUGAGAAAUCUUGUUGAACUAAAUCUUUCUUAUAACAAGUUAUCUGGUAAAAUUCCUACUAGCCUUGGUAGCUGUCAUACUUUGGAAUACCUUUAUUUGGACAACAAUGCAUUAAUAGGAGCCAUUCCACAAUCCUUGAGUUCUCUAAAGGGUAUUGAAGAAUUAGGUCUUUCCCACAAUAACCUCACAGGUGAAAUUCCUAAGUUUUUAAAUAGCUUUCCCUUUCUAAGCAUUUUAAACCUUUCUUUUAAUGAUCUUGAGGGAGAGAUACCUACAGGGGGAGUGUUCCAAAAUGCAACUGCAAUUUCAGUUUCGGGAAAUAACAAGCUUUGCGGUGGUAUACCUACACUACAAAUGCAGUCAUGUGCUUCGAAAAAUGCAAGAAAGUUAAUUAUUCCUAUAGUUUGUGGGGUAUUGGGUAUAGUUUUUGCAUUAUCUGUUCUAUUGCUUUGUUGGCUUAGAAAGAUGAGAAAGCAAUCUAUUGUGGCAUCUUGUUUGAUGGAUUCUUCUAUGGAUAUGUCAUAUAGAGAGCUCUUCAAAGCAACAAAUGGGUUUUCUUCAGACAACUUGAUUGGUAGCGGAAGUUUUGGUUCAGUAUACAAAGGAAUUCUUCACCCAAAUGAAAAGGCUAUUGCGGUGAAGUUAUUCGAUCAAGAAAAUAGAGGAGCUUCAAGAAGUUUUAUCACUGAAUGCAAAACUUUGGGAAACAUCAGGCAUCGAAACCUCGUCAAGAUUAUAAAUGCUUGUGCAAGUGUUGAUUUCCAAGGUAAUGAUUUCAAAGCCCUAAUAUAUGAGUUUAUGGAAAAUGGGAGCCUUGAAAGUUGGUUGCAUCCAACUCCACAAACAAGUGUUGCCCAUAAACAACCAAGAAGUUUAAACCUUUUUCAGCGAUUAAACAUAGCAAUUGAUGUGGCUUCUGCUUUGAAUUAUCUUCACAAUCAUUGUGACAACACGAUCAUACAUUGUGAUAUAAAGCCAAGCAACAUUCUUCUUGACAGUGACAUGACAGCCCAUGUUGGUGAUUUUGGUUUAGCAAGGCUUUUACUACAACCCAACAAUGAACUUUCAAAAAGCCAAACUAGCUUUGUCGGUAUAAGAGGAACCACUGGAUAUGCAGCACCAGAAUAUGGCAUGGGGAGACGGGUAUCCAUUCAUGGUGAUGUAUACAGCUAUGGAAUCCUCUUGUUAGAAUUGUUCACAGGAAAAAGACCCACUGAUGACAUGUUUAUAGAUGGCUUGAACCUUCACAGAUUAGCCAAAAUAGCUUUGCCAAAAAGUGUGAUGGAGAUUGUUGAUCAGAAACUUAUAUCAGUUGUAGAAGAGGAGGAAACAAGCAAAGCAAAUUCCAAGACACAAAUGGAAAGGAAAAAAUUCAUUGAGUGCUUAAUUCUGAUACUCAGGGUUGGAGUUGAGUGCUCUGAAGAAUCACCAAGAGAAAGAAUAACCAUUGUUGAUGCGACUAAGAAACUACAUUUAAUUAAGGAGAUGCUACUUGGGAGAAGGAUUUCCACCAAUGUGCAAAUUGCUUAAAUCGAGUAAUUAAGGUACUCUCUUUAGGUGUUGGCCCUUUAAAAUUUUCUUUACAAUUAUGCCAUUUGCAUACAAAUAAAUCGCAAAAAGUUUCACGAGAGAGAAACGAAAGGGUGUGGGCGCUCUUGUGAAACUUUCUGUGUUUUAUUUAUAUAUAAGUAUACAUUUUCUUUCUCUUUCAUAUCUGAUUAAUUCAUACAUCAUUAGAUUGUAUGAUAUCUACAACAAUGCUACGCAAGUUUGCAUUUUGUUUUUGUUAUUUAUUUAUUUUUUAUAUCGUUGUUAUGUUAGAGAAUAGACUAAUAUAUGCUUGAGUUAAUUUGUCACUUGAUUUUUGCUUUUGGUUAAUUAAUAUAUGAGG
Camellia sinensis is the source of this 3491-nucleotide messenger RNA. Its product is annotated as receptor kinase-like protein Xa21. Gene Ontology annotation, biological process: protein phosphorylation. Lineage: Eukaryota; Viridiplantae; Streptophyta; Magnoliopsida; Ericales; Theaceae. Gene Ontology annotation, molecular function: protein kinase activity; ATP binding; receptor serine/threonine kinase binding. The record is from RefSeq and is a predicted model, not a curated record.